UGUAUCUGGCACUUGUCCGUUUUGACAGCCCGCUUGCUGAUUCCUACUGAAUCCUGCGCAGAUUGUACGCGCACUGGCACUUGUUUAACGUUUUUAUGUUUUUCUCUGCACCAACUUUAUAAAUUCAGCACACAGAAAAUAGAAAAACGCACUUUUAUUUUCCAACCGUAUGCAGUGCAUCGUAGUAGCCACAGAAAGGGACGCCUGCAUAGAGGAGCACUUAACAGCCAAAAUAGCACCGCAAUAGGAUUCCUGUUUGUUGUCUUAUUGAUUUGCCGUCACCUUUGGAGUUUCUUUGGUUUUCCUUUUGGAUUCAGUUUCCCUGUAUCUGUAUCCGCAUCCGCCAACAGAGCGGCACCUUUAAAGGAGACACAGCAUCAUCGACCAAUGACUUGUCGCUGAAAAAAUAAUACUUAGGCCCAGGAUAGAAUUCGAAAACGACCAAGAUGCAGUCCAUGAAAGCCGAUGAGCUGCCGGAGAAUCCGCGCGAGACAUCGAAUAUCUUUUCGUCCUUAAUGUUUUGCUUUGCCAUGCCCACAUUCUUCAAGGGGCGCAAAAAGACUUUGGAUGAAAAUGACUUGUACCGGGCCCUGAAAGAGCACAAAUCAGAUACCCUCGGCGCCCAGCUCAGUGCUGCGUGGGACAAGGAGGUGGAGAAGAAGAGCAAGAAAAAGAAGACCCCCAGCCUGCUGAAGGCCUCGAUGAGCGUCUUUGGAUGGCGCUUGGCCGGCUUGGGUCUGGUGCUCUUCAUCUUGGAGAUCGGUUUCCGAGUCACCCAGCCACUGUGCCUGGGCGGUCUUGUACGAUUCUAUGCGAAGAAUGAUAAUUCGGAAGACAACCAGAUGGAGGCCUAUCUGUACGCCCUGGGCGUGAUCUUGUGCAGCGCCUUCAACGUGCUCCUCAUGCAUCCCUACAUGCUGGGCAUGUUCCACCUUGGCAUGAAGGCCAGAAUAGCCAUGACAAGUAUGAUAUAUCGAAAGGCCCUGCGUCUGAGUCGAACGGCACUGGGCGACACCACCAUCGGUCAGGUGGUCAAUCUCAUCUCGAACGAUGUGGGCAGGCUGGACGUCUCCGUCAUCCACAUGAAUUAUUUAUGGCUGGGCCCCGUGGAGAUUGCUAUUAUUACAUAUCUCAUGUACCGAGAGAUUGGAAUAUCCGCCUUCUUUGGAGUGGCCGUCAUGUUGCUGUUUAUUCCCCUGCAAGCGUAUCUGGGCAAGAAGACCUCGGUUCUCAGGCUGAAGACCGCUCUUCGAACGGAUGAGCGUGUCCGCAUGAUGAACGAAAUCAUUUCUGGAAUUCAGGUGAUCAAGAUGUACGCCUGGGAGAUCCCAUUCAGCAAGAUGAUCAACUACGUACGCACCAAGGAGAUGAACGCCAUCCGGAAUGUGAACUACAUUCGUGGUACGCUGCAGAGUUUCAUCAUGUUUGUGACGAGGAUAUCCGUGUUUGUGAGUCUGGUGGGAUUUGUGCUCCUCGGACAGCUCCUGACGGCAGAGAAGGCGUUCGUGAUCACCGCCUACUACAAUAUUUUGCGAAACACCAUGACCGUCUACUUCCCCAUGGGAAUCUCACAGUUCGCCGAGCUCCUGGUCUCCAUCCGCCGUAUCCAGACCUUCAUGCUGCACGAGGAGACAAAGGUCCGGGACAAGUCGGAUGAUCAGGACGAGCAAAAGCUGGGAAAAUCGGGUCUGAUUGCCGAUCCUGUAGCAGCCCAAUCCACUGGAGUCCUGAAGCCCAACAGUCGUCGUAGCAGUGAGGCAGAGCAUGGCAUCGUGAUAAACAAACUGAAGUCAAGGUGGAAUUCCAAGAGCACGGACUACACGCUGGACAAUGUGAGCCUUAAGUUCAAGCCACGCCAGUUGGUGGCGGUCAUUGGCCCAGUUGGAUCCGGAAAGUCUAGUUUGAUUCAGGCCGUGUUGGGAGAACUGCCCCCUGAAUCAGGAUCUGUAAAGGUCAAUGGCAGCGUGUCCUACGCUUCUCAGGAACCUUGGCUCUUCACCGGCACCGUGCGUCAGAAUAUUCUCUUUGGACUGCCCAUGGACAAGCAUCGUUACCGCACGGUGGUGAAGAAGUGUGCUCUGGAGCGGGACUUCGAGCUGCUUCCCUAUGCCGAUAAGACGAUUGUGGGCGAAAGGGGAGCCUCCCUGUCUGGUGGACAGAAAGCGCGUAUUAGUUUGGCCAGGGCUGUCUACAGGAAGGCAGACAUUUACCUUUUGGAUGAUCCCCUCAGCGCCGUGGACACUCAUGUGGGUCGCCAUCUAUUCGAUCAGUGUAUGCGUGGUUUCCUGCGGGAGGAAAUAGUUCUACUGGUCACCCAUCAACUGCAAUUCCUGGAGCAGGCCGACGUCAUUGUGAUCAUGGACAAGGGCAAGAUUAGCGCCAUGGGCACCUACGAAUCCAUGAGCAAGACUGGACUGGACUUUGCCAAGAUGCUUACGGAUCCCAGCAAGAAGGACGAAGGCGCCGGUGAUGCAGCCGAGAAGAAGGCUCUCUCUCGACAGAACAGCAAGCUGCGAGACAGACAUGGCAGUAUCUCCUCUAUGGAAUCCGCAGCGGAGUCGUUGGCAGCGGAGUCGCCCAUGCAGACGCAGGAGGGUCGCGUGGAAGGACGCAUCGGCAUGAAACUGUACAAGAAGUACUUUGGAGCCAAUGGCUAUGGACUGUUUAUUGUUUUCGCCUUCUUCUGCAUCGGCGCCCAGGUGCUUGGUUCUGGCGGAGAUAUCUUCCUCUCAUACUGGUGAGUUAUUGAUACUUUCAUUUGAGGUUCGAGGUCUUCUAAAGUCUUCCUUUACAGGGUAAACAAAAAUGGCGAAGCUGAGCAAGAAAACAUCAUGGCCCGAUUGCGACGAGCCUUCCCAGAGACCAGACUUAACGCAGACACCGAUCCGAUAGAUAUAUACUACUUUACUGGCAUCAACGUGUCCGUCAUCAUCUUCUCCCUCGUGCGAAGCAUGCUUUUCUUCUACCUAGCCAUGCGCAGCUCCACGACCUUGCACAACACCAUGUUCCAGGGCGUGACCCGGGCGGCGAUGCAUUUCUUCAACACUAAUCCCUCCGGUCGUAUUCUUAACCGUUUCUCCAAGGAUUUGGGUCAGGUGGACGAGAUCCUGCCCUCGGUUAUGAUGGACGUAAUGCAGAUUUUCCUUGCCAUCGUCGGUAUUGUCGUAGUCUUGUGCAUCGUCAAUGUGUGGUAUAUUCUGGCCACCCUCUUCCUGGUCAUCAUAUUCUAUGGCUUAAGAGUCUUCUACCUUAAUACCUCCAGAGAUGUUAAGCGCCUGGAAGCUGUCACUCGAUCCCCUAUCUACUCCCACUUGAGUGCAUCUCUUAAUGGCUUGGCCACGAUCCGAGCUUUUGGAGCUCAAAAGGAACUUAUCGCCGAAUUCGACAACUACCAGGAUAUGCACAGCUCCGGCUACUACAUGUUCUUGGCCACAAGCCGAGCCUUUGGAUAUUGGUUGGAUUGUGUUUGUGUGCUCUACAUUGCAGUGAUCACGCUGAGCUUCUUCCUCUUCACCCCGGAGAACGGUGGUGAUGUGGGUCUGGCCAUCACCCAAGCUAUGGGCAUGACGGGCAUGGUGCAGUGGGGUAUGCGACAGUCGGCGGAACUGGAGAACACAAUGACGGCAGUGGAACGAGUGGUCGAAUACGAAGAUCUGGAGCCCGAGGGUGACUUUGAGUCCAAGCCGAACAAGAAGCCUCCAAAGGAUUGGCCUGAAGAUGGCAAAAUUGUGUUUGACGACCUCUCGCUGAAAUACUUCCCCGACAAGGCGGCCGAUUAUGUUCUGCGAUCCUUGAACAUUGCCAUCCAGGGAUGCGAGAAGGUGGGCAUCGUGGGACGCACCGGCGCUGGAAAAUCCUCGCUCAUCAACGCUCUUUUCCGCCUUUCCUACAACGAGGGCGCCAUCCUUAUCGACAGGAGGGAUACCAACGAUCUGGGACUACACGAUCUUCGUAGCAAGAUAUCCAUUAUUCCACAGGAACCUGUUCUGUUUUCGGGCACUAUGCGUUAUAACCUGGAUCCCUUCGAUGAAUACAGUGAUGCCAAGCUGUGGGAAUCCCUGGAGGAGGUGAAGCUUAAGCAAGUGGUGGCUGAUUUGCCCAGCGGAUUGCAAAGCAAAAUAUCCGAGGGUGGCACCAACUUCAGCGUGGGUCAACGGCAGCUGGUGUGCCUGGCUAGAGCUAUUCUUCGCGAGAAUCGAAUUCUGGUGAUGGAUGAGGCCACGGCCAACGUAGAUCCUCAAACGGAUGCGCUCAUUCAGACGACGAUUAGGAACAAGUUUAAGGAUUGCACAGUGCUCACAAUUGCCCAUCGGUUGCAUACUGUGAUGGACUCGGACAAGGUGCUGGUCAUGGAUGCAGGCAGAGCGGUGGAGUUUGCUUCUCCAUUCGAGCUGCUAACGGUUAGCGAGAAGAAGGUGUUCCACGGUAUGGUGAAGCAGACAGGAGAUGCCACGUUCGAUGCCCUCCUGAAGGUCGCACAAAAGGUAAGAAAAGUAUUCAAAUAAUACAUAUAUAUAUUUUUAUACAAAAAUAUUCUUUUAUAGGCCCAUGAGGAAAACCUGCGGCUGAAGAAGGAUUCUUGACAUUUCGCCGUUCCGAAGGCUUUCAAAGACUACAUACUUAAGAUACUGGAACCAAUUACGAAUCAUCCGGCGGCCAAUGCGGGCAUACAGAAGACCUUCCUCUUUGCGGAGGCCUCCAAGCAAAAGUUACUAGGAUAGCAGAACAGCUGCGGCUAAAGAAUUUUUUACAAAUCGUGUACAAAUCAAAUUAAUUGUUAGUCAGAUGUAUAAAGCUAGAAACUCGAUGAGAAAUCAAAACAGCAAGACAAUAAGAAUUCUACAAGAGUAGAAGAACGUAGGAACUAAAUGUUUUUAUACCAUCAAGAAGAGAAGAAAUCAAUGUGUGCAAUAAUUAAUUUUAGCUGAACUUUAUGCAUUGACCUUUAAAAGGUCGCAUUGCAUUUGUAUUAUGUGUUCCAGUAAUACGACAAUAACAACUUACAAACAAAAAAAAGAAAAACUAAACAAAAAACAAGAAAAAAAAAAAUUAAAACAAAAAAAGAAUUCUAUGAAAUGUUACACCUAGUAUUAAUAUAAAUGUGUGUUUUUUAUAGUAAUUUAUUAAUGUACAGGUUUACAAUAAAUGUAACAGUUCGGUUGGAUCUUUUGUUAA
Molecule: messenger RNA, 5175 nt
Organism: Drosophila bipectinata
Lineage: Eukaryota; Metazoa; Arthropoda; Insecta; Diptera; Drosophilidae
Source: RefSeq, a predicted model, not a curated record